Eublepharis macularius is the source of this 4995-nucleotide messenger RNA. It is a transcript of the gene SLC5A9, whose product is annotated as solute carrier family 5 member 9. The transcript has 15 exons. Gene Ontology annotation, biological process: transmembrane transport. The coding region runs from base 167 to 2179 and encodes 670 amino acids. NCBI's taxonomy places the organism in Eukaryota, Metazoa, Chordata, Lepidosauria, Squamata, Eublepharidae. Gene Ontology annotation, molecular function: D-glucose:sodium symporter activity. Gene Ontology annotation, cellular component: plasma membrane. The record is from RefSeq and is a predicted model, not a curated record.
CAGCGCAGAGUUCUGGGGAGGAGGGUCUAAGUCAGUCUGAGAGGAACCUGAACAAAGGAAAGGCAAGAGGAAAGGAGACAAGGGCUCCAGGGAAGUAAUGAAGAGAAACAUAUGCCAAAGUCCAUUGUGAGAUAAAGAGGCAACAAUCAACACUUUUUUGGCAGCCAUGAGCCAAACACCAGCUACUCCAGAAUCACUGAGCAACGAGCCUGAAGGAAAAAGCUUUGCCUUUGAAAUUCCUGACAUUAUUGUUGUGGUUGUUUACUUCAUCUUUGUCCUUGCUCUUGGAAUAUGGUCUUCUCUGCGAGCCACUCGGGGAACAGUGGGAGGUUAUUUCUUGGCUGGAAGAUCCAUGACAUGGUGGCCUAUUGGAGCAUCUCUGAUGUCCAGCAAUGUGGGGAGUGGUUUAUUUAUUGGCCUAGCAGGCACAGGAGCUGCCGGAGGGCUUGCAGUUGGAGGCUUUGAGUGGAAUGCUACCUGGGCAUUGCUGGUCCUUGGCUGGAUCUUUGUGCCAGUUUACAUUGCUGCAGGAGUAGUCACAAUGCCAGAAUACCUGAAGAAAAGAUUUGGAGGACAGAGGAUUCAAAUCUACCUGUCUGUGCUGUCUCUUAUCCUGUAUAUAUUCACCAAGAUAUCAACAGAUAUUUUCUCUGGUGCACUUUUUAUCCAAAUCUCCUUGGGUUGGAACCUUUACCUGUCUACAGUGAUCUUGUUAGUGGUGACAGCCAUCUACACUAUAGCUGGUGGUUUAACUGCAGUGAUAUACACAGAUGCUCUGCAGACUGUGAUCAUGGUGCUUGGAGCUUUGGUUCUCAUGUUCUUAGGCUUUGAGAAAGUUGGGUGGUAUGAAGGGCUGCAAGAGAAGUAUAGUAGAGCAAUACCCAGUGUCAUUGUCCCAAAUACUACUUGUCAUUUGCCACGCCAAGAUGCCUUCCACAUGCUCAGAGAUCCUGUUACUGGGGAUAUUCCCUGGCCUGGGCUUAUUUUUGGCCUCUCAGUACUUGCUCUUUGGUGCUGGUGCACUGAUCAGGUCAUUGUGCAAAGGUCUCUCUCAGCAAAGAACCUUUCUCAUGCUAAAGGUGGAUCUGUGCUGGGUGGAUAUUUGAAAAUCUUCCCUAUGUUUUUCAUUGUCAUGCCUGGCAUGAUCAGCAGAGCUCUUUUUCCAGAUGAUGUGGGAUGCGUAGACCCAGCAAUCUGUGAGAAAGUCUGUGGAGCUAAAGUUGGCUGUUCAAACAUUGCCUACCCUAAACUGGUAGUGGAACUCAUGCCUGUAGGCCUGCGUGGGCUGAUGAUUGCAGUGAUGAUGGCUGCCUUAAUGAGUUCUCUCACCUCUAUCUUCAAUAGCAGCAGCACACUCUUCGCCAUAGAUAUCUGGCAGCGACUUCGUAAGAAGGCCACCGAGCAGGAACUCAUGAUUGUCGGAAGGGUGUUUGUUCUGAUUCUCGUUGCCAUCAGCAUUCUCUGGAUCCCCAUCAUCCAGACAGCCAACAGCGGUCAGCUCUUUGACUACAUUCAGUCAAUAACCAGUUACCUAGCGCCACCCAUCACUGCACUCUUCAUUCUAGCAAUCUUCUGCAAGAGGAUCAAUGAGCCAGGUGCAUUCUGGGGCCUGAUGUUUGGCCUAAUCAUCGGUCUUAUUCGGAUGAUUAUGGAGUUUAUUUACAGGGUGCCUUCCUGUGGUGAGGAGGACAAAAGGCCAGCUGUGUUGAAAAACAUGCACUAUUUGUACUUCGCUAUCAUCUUGUGUGCACUCACGGCCAUUGUUAUUUUCUUAGUUAGUCUUUGCACACCACCAAUUCCAGAGGAAAAACUUGCUCGAUUAACAUGGUGGACUAGACAUAUUAAAACUCCAGAAAUAAGCUUUGAGAAUCACAUGCACCAAUGUGCAGAGAUGACUUCUAAUAAGGAAGAGAAUGGGUUGGAUUCUACUUCAUGGGAGAAUGAUGAUUUAGAACAUAAAAAAUAUACAGAAGUAAAACAUCCUUGCUGGAAGAAAGUGUAUUUCUGGUUCUGUGGUAUUUCCACCACUCCAGAGCCCACUUUAACCAGAGAGGAGCAAGCAGCCCUUGAAAGGAAACUUACCAGCAUCAAGGAAGAGCCAUUGUGGAAAACCGUUUGCAACAUUAAUGCUAUCAUUCUCUUGGCUAUUAACAUCUUCUUAUGGGGCUACUUUGGAUGAACCAAAGCUUCUAGGGAACUCAAAUGAGAACACAACUGGCUGGUCAGGCUUGCUAUAGAAGAAACACCAACUAAAGGCACCAACUAAAGGAAACAGAUUUAUCUUGUGGCAAUAACUCCAACACAUAACUUGAAUGAGGAUCUACAGGGUGGCAGGACGCUGGGGUUUUCUGUAUAAGGUUUUUUAAAAUGUCUGUCCUGGCCCCAUAGGCCAGGACAAGUUUAUUCCCUGAGUUCUGCAGGCAUUUCAUUGCCUUUAGUUUUCACUUCAAGUCCCUCUCCAUUUUCUUUUGAGACCACUUUUACCCCAUUUUUUUUCCUGAAAGCCAAUUUUGAGUUGAUUUCCGCCCCCCUCAUGCAUAAUGUUUCUUUUGGUUUUGUUAGUCUUACCCAUUCUCACCCACUUCUGACUCAAUUUUGAUUAUUGGAUACUCAUCAUCUUCAAACCACUACUCGCCUUCCUUCUUUAUCCCCUUUCUGGUUUUGUUUUAAUCUUUUUUAAUAGUCCAUUUCAUAUUUAUAUAUCAACCUGCCAUUGCAAUAAUAGGUGCAGUGGGUUCUCAAUUCCUAGCUUUCAUUUUUUUAAAUAAGUAAAUCUCUAGCCCCUUCCCUUGUGUAUCAGGAAAAAGGCAUAUCUGUGCAAUGGAAGGGGCUGGAAACUUACUUUUUUUAAAUUGUCAAUUUCAUAUUGAUAGAUUGUCCUCACACUGUAAUAAAAGGUGCAGCUGACUCUCUGAAUUCCGAACUUUCAUUUUAAAAAUAAAGUAAGUUGCUAGCUCUUUCCAUUGCAGAAAUAUGACUUUUUUCUUUUUUACCUGCAAGGGAAGAGGCUAAAGAUUUUUUAAAAAAUGAAAGCUAGGAAUUCAGAGAAUCUGCUGCAUCUUUUAUUACCAUGUUAGAUCAAUCUAUCCAUAUGAAAUAGGCAAUUAAAAAAAAAAUUGCAAAGCUCUGGUGGUACAGGGGAGGGGAAGUAGCCGCUUCUGGUGCCAGAAAAAAGCAGCAUGGUUUGAAAAGUACAUCGCUGCUGGUGGUAUAGACUCUAUUCCCAACAGAGGUCAAUUUGCUCCACUGGUGCCAGCUUCCAUUUCCUGACUCUGGGUCAGCCCAGGCAGAGCUGUCUGGUUUGGAUAGGGGAACUUUUAGGUAUGGGUGGUGGGGAGCUGCUCCCCAUGCAAAGACUUCCUCUUGUGUUCAUUUUCAAUUUUUUAAAAUGGAAAUAAAUCUGACAUUAGAAAUCACAACACUCAAAAAAUAGGGGAAGAACAUUUUAAUCUUCCAAGACAUUCCACUGCUGAUCUAAAAGUGGCUGUUUCAAACAGAGAAACUUCAAGGGAAAAUUACAAUGUGAGAUUGCUGAAAUGGAGUUUAUUGAUAAAUUCAGAACAAGGACACCUCCAGGGAUUGAAGAAAAACUUAAGAUUCUUUUCUUAAAAAAAAAAACCUUAAGAUUCUUAUCUCAAUAUAGAUGCUAAUUUCUGCUCUAAUCAAGCUGUAUUGUACUUUUACAUCCUGAUGCCCUCCCUUGUAAUAUCCUAACCACCUUUGGCUGAGAUAUAAAGGCUCGGGGAUCUCCAUUUCUACUUGUGUCUGAGGAAGGUAUCUCUGACUCUGGAAAGCUUACACUCUGAAAAUCUUAUUGGUCUCUAAGAUGCCACUGGACUGAAAUCCUGCAUUUUUUUUUAAAUCCAGCCCUUAUAUUCAUCUACCUAUAUAAGCUUGCACAAGGUGGUGCUGUGACAUCACUGAUGAUGCCACACAUGAUGAUAACACCUUCACUUGAAAAUCCUGGCUAUUUAAGGCACAUGCAGAACAAAAUAAACCAACCCCACAACUGUAAAAAUGCAAAAGGAGGGCAGACGUGCAGAAGAUCCAAACCUAAAUGCUUGGAGAUUGACUGCUAAGAAAAUCAGGAAUAAAUCGAGUGUACCAAAAACCCCACUUAUAAACCAAAUAAAAAACAACAGUGACCUAAAGUAGAUGAAGCAAUUUAAACCCUAAAUAUGCUCCAUAAGUGAUGCUUAAUAAUAUUUGAUAUUUUCUCUAGAGCGCUAUACUUCUGGAAAUGAAAGAUGCCAAAACUCAAAGGCAAUGAGAAUAUGCCCUGGCAGUGCUAGACAUUCGUUCAGUAGGUACUUGGGCGAGACCUUCAUGCAUGUACAGUGUGGGUUGGAACCUCAGACUUGGGAAAGCGUUCAUAUUUCACAAGCACUUCUCAAAAACUGAAUUGUCAGCAGUGCAGGAUUCAUAUAGCCAUGUUGCACACAGAUUGUGAUAAAACAGCACUAUCCUAAGUGAAAUGCAUUGCCUCUGUUGUAAUUGAAAUCCAUUGGCAACAGACAUUUUUUAACGAUGUUAAUACAUACUUUAUUAUUAAUCUUCCUUGCUAGGUUAGUGUCGAUCAGCAAAUGAUUAUCAUUCAUUUUCCUGACAAAUUUAUCAAGAUUGUUCAUUAUUGUUCAGCAAAAAAAGGAGGAGAAAGGAUUGUUUUUAAACCAAGAUUAAUGACUUAUUGUUUCCUUGUCAGGCUGACUGAGCAAAAGGAAAUGAAAUUAACAAUGAACCCCAACAAACAUGUCACUAUACUAAUUUAGUGAGAAAAUAUUUUAAAACACUAUUUUAAAACUUGAAUGUUCUUUUAAUAUAUCUGCUGCUGUAGGCACAUAUUUAAUAUAUACAGAGAAAAAACUUCAUAAAUCUGUAGGUUAUGGGGCAGUAAACUUAAAAUCCAGAUUUCAUUUUAUAAUACAUUUUUGUACAUACAAUUUAAACAUACAGAGGAGUUGAUUAAAAGGUUUUUUUUACCAUUGAAGGCAUUCA